AUAUCAAAUAAAACUGUAUAUAAUAAUUAUGUCAAAUAGAUAAAGUGACAAUGUCGUGAAUGAUAACGUUUAGUACCUAUUUGAUAAUGAUAGGAUAAUAUGAUAAAUUUAUUACUCAGAUAAGUUGUCGUCUGUACAAUAUUUAUCGCGUAAUUGUGUCUUACAAUGACCUGACUGUGAUACUAUGAUAGCGUUUGAUUAAUGUAAUUUCGAAAGUUUUUAGUCAUAUCCUCAGUAACGCUCUCGUAACGUUGAGUCUAACUCAAUUUCCUGCACUGCGACGUCAAUCAUUUAAUGACGUAUUAUUUUCUAAUGUUAUAUUUAUUUUACGCAUCUGUUACUCGGAACACCACCACCGCAUGAGAAGUGAGCUUUUCUCAUAGUGUAGUUCAAAAUGGGGUGGCGGUGGUUAGUGCUUUGGUCAAUGUGGUUGGCAGGUUUUGUGCGCCAGCCCACACUGCCACUUCGUAUUUCUUCGGGGAUUUUGCGAGGAUCUGUGUCCCCAGACGGCACGCAUUUGCACUACAAUGGCAUACCUUACGCUUUAAUCACGCAGAGGUUUCGGAAACCUGGUCCUGAACCUUCUUGGGACGGUAUAUUUGAAGCGAUUUAUGAAAAUAUUCGAUGUCCACAAAGGAUCGGUAAUGCCCUUGUUGUUGGCCAGGUAGACUGCUUGACUCUUAACGUUUACACUCCAGUUAAGGCAGAUGCAGGCUCUAAUUUACCAGUAAUGGUUUACAUACACGGAGGUGGAUAUUUCGACGGUUCCGGAAAUAGCGCCAUAUAUGGGCCCAAUAAUCUUAUAAACAAGGGCGUCAUUCUGGUCACAAUAAAUUAUAGAUUAAACAUUCAAGGUUUUGUUUGUUUGGGUAUCAAAGAAGCGCCCGGCAAUGCUGGUAUGAAAGAUCAAGUAGCGGCCUUGCAAUGGGUGCAGCGAAAUAUAAAAGCUUUUGGUGGAGACCCAGAUAACGUUACUUUGUUUGGUGAAAGCGCUGGCUCUUCCUCAGUUUCGUUUCAUAUUCUUUCACCUAUGUCAAAAGGUCUCUUUCAUAGAGCUAUAUUACAAAGUGGAUCAUCUAUGUCACCUUGGACUUUACAAUAUCGACCUGUUUACAUGACAAGCUUACUAACAAAAGUAAUGCUUCAUAACACCGAGGAUGCUUUCGAGUUGUACAAUAUUUUAAUGAAUAAAACUGACGCAGAAUUAGUUGUCACAAGAGUUCCUAGAAAAGAAGGUAAUGUAAUAUUCUCUGAAUUACUUUAUGUGCCUUGCGUAGAAGAAGAAAUCGAGGGUGAAGAGGCAUUUCUAACAGAACAUCCUCAUGAUAUAUUUGUUAAGGGAAAGUAUAAUAAAGUGCCAGUUAUGAUUGGCAUGAACAGCAAUGAGGGAUAUUUAUUCGCAGCUAUGGAAAACGACACGGUAAUACCUAAAAUAGAUAUAAUAAAGUCUCUGCCUAAAGAUUUAUUAAUAACUUCUGAUAAGGAGCGCUGUGAAGUGGGAAACAUGUUAAAGAAAUUCUAUAUGAUCGAAGAUAACAUACCUUCGUCUAAUUUUCUGAAUCUAGCAAAAUUUCACGGCGAAAUAUUCUUUACUUAUCCAACAAUACAAGAAACAGAGUUUUAUUUAAAAACCAACAACGAACCAGUAUAUAGUUAUAUUUUUAAUUAUAGUGGCAACAGAAACUUCCUAAAGAAAUCACUUGGAGAACCGUUCUCUAGUGCUCCGGGAGCGACACAUGCAGACGAACUAUUUUAUAUCUUUAGUCAAUAUCUGAUCCCCGAUUUAUUUGAGAAUCAGAUGAUUGAAAAGAUGACAACUAUGUGGACUAACUUUGCGAAAUACGGAGAGCCAACACCCGAAACGACAGAACUUCUUCCAAUAAAAUGGCAUCCAUCUACGAAGGCUUCUCCUCAUUCGUUAGUGAUCGACUCGCAAUUUAGUAUAGUGCCAAUGGGAACCAGUGAAUCUAUUAAAUAUUUAAAAAGAAUUUAUGCUAAGUACAGAAGAAAAAAAACGCGUGAUUUAUAAAUAAAACAAAACUGUUAAAGUGAAAUAUUGUAGACAAAUAUUUUAUCGUAUAUGACUGUUUACGCUGAAUUUCUUCCUGUGAUUUAUUAAAUAAUAAGGUUUUUGUUUGUAUUGUACA
This is a messenger RNA of Pieris brassicae (large cabbage white), 2147 nucleotides long. Its product is annotated as esterase FE4-like. Gene Ontology annotation, molecular function: hydrolase activity. NCBI's taxonomy places the organism in Eukaryota, Metazoa, Arthropoda, Insecta, Lepidoptera, Pieridae. The record is from RefSeq and is a predicted model, not a curated record. The transcript is spliced from 3 exons. Bases 395 to 2029 code for a protein of 544 amino acids.